Molecule: messenger RNA, 3336 nt
Organism: Metopolophium dirhodum (rose-grain aphid)
Lineage: Eukaryota; Metazoa; Arthropoda; Insecta; Hemiptera; Aphididae
Product: ubiquitin-conjugating enzyme E2 R2
Exons: 5
Coding region: 893-1621 (242 amino acids)
Biological process (GO): ubiquitin-dependent protein catabolic process; protein polyubiquitination
Molecular function (GO): ubiquitin conjugating enzyme activity
Source: RefSeq, a predicted model, not a curated record
AACUGCAGAUCGUUCCGUCGAGUAAAACGUUUUUUUCCCCGAUUUCGAUCUCUCACCUUCCCGUACUCCCAUCACUAUACUCCGGUAUCCGAUGCCGUCUCGGCCGUUCCGACACCGUCGCGACCCGUAACACGCACAAGGCACAACACGCGCGACGACUCUGCAGCCGCCGUCGACGAUCUGCGCCGCGUUUCCUCUUCGUUCAAAGUCGUCGUCGUCCCGUUAUCUUUGUUAUUGUUUUUUUUUUCGUUCGUUUUUGCUAUUUUUUUACGCACUCCCGCCGCUCUCUCUGUUCGCCACCACCACGGCACCACUACAGCCUGCCGUACGGGGACACGAUCGCACUCGCGAUUCACAAGUUACAUACAAUAUACACAUUAUUGUUGUUAAAUACGUGCAAUAGUAAUUAUAAUAUUACAUAUUAUUUUUAAAAAAAACAUAUUAUUAUCAUUAUUGUUGUUGUUAUUACUAUUAUUAUUACGCACAAGAAACAACUUUCGGACCGCCGCCGCCGCGUCGUUUUAUUUCGUCGGACGAAUAAAAAAAAUAUAAUAUUAUCCCAUACAACCGUAUAAUACGCGACGCACAAACAUCGUACGCGCACGCACACGGCCGUGCAAUAAUAAUACAUUAUAUUGUUGCGGUUCAUCGUCGUCAUCGUCAUUCCGUGUGCCUGCUCGUUGUUUCGUUUAACUUGGUAACAACGGUCGUAACAAUAAAGAAAAUAAUGCGCAGUGUGCUCGCCUCAGUUGUUUGAAGAAGAACGUCGCAGUUAUGCGCCUUUUGUGAAAGACAAUUUUUCGACUUUUUCCGAUAUCCAUACCGUAUUGAUAUAAAAUUUACAACAAUCAUAUACUAUAAACGCACUGAUCGUAGUGACGACACAUUAUUUAUGGCUAUCAAUCAGAUACUAUCGUCGAGCGCCCACAGAGCCCUAGCGCACGAGUACAAGAGUCUUCAGGAUGAACCCGUCGAGGGAUUCAGAGUGAAGCUGAUCGAGGACAACCUACGAGAGUGGGAAGUGGCCAUAUUCGGACCACCGGAAACCCUGUACCAAGGAGGAUAUUUCAAGGCUCAUAUGAAGUUUCCAGCAGACUAUCCAUAUUCGCCACCAACUAUAAGAUUUCUGACAAAAGUAUGGCAUCCUAAUGUGUAUGAGAAUGGUGAUUUAUGUAUUUCAAUUCUUCACCCACCAAUAGAUGAUCCUCAGUCAGGAGAGUUACCAUGUGAAAGAUGGAAUCCUACCCAAAGUGUCAGGACAGUAUUACUAUCUGUAAUUUCUUUACUAAAUGAACCAAAUACAUUCAGUCCUGCUAAUGUAGAUGCUUCCAUCAUGUACAGACGGUGGAAAGAUUCCAAAGGAAAAGAUAAAGAAUAUGAAAACAUAAUAAAAAAACAAGUUGUAAGCGGCCGAUUAGAGGCUGAUAGAGAUGGAGUUGUGGUUCCACUUACUCUUGAAGAUUAUUGUAAAGUGAGCCAUGUUGCUCGUUCUUCAGCUGCUGCUGCUGCUAUGGAUAGUGAUUUUUAUGUAGAAGACUACGACUUAGAUGUUGAGUCUGAUGCUAACUCUGAAGAAGAGUAUCAGGAUGAUGCUACUGAUAGUGGCAAUGGUGAAUCGUGAAACCAAACAACUAUUAGGCAUUUACAAAACAUUAAACAAUAUUUAAUAAACAGACAUAAUAAUUGCUAUUGAAAAUUUGUCUGUGUUGGACAAAAUAAUUUAAGCCAUUGAUUUAUGUUCUGUUUUGGGGUCAAUGGUCUCUUUGCAUGUGAUCUUAAACAUUAAGAUAACAAUAUGUGACAUUGUUCUGAUAUCCUACAGUCACUUUCAUAUAUCCCUGUAUACAUUAAUACUUACAUUUAUAUACACAUACAUACAUAAGUAUAUAUUUAUAUACAUAUAAUUUUUUGCUUCCUCCAAAUUUUAACUUAAGUGUAUAAUUUUUUAAUAAAUUACUACUAAAAAAAAAAAUUAAUAAUAAUAUAAUAUCUAUUGACUUAGUUUAUAGCUUCUUCUUGGUCAUCCCAUCUUCUAUAAACUUAAUCCUUCUUAAAGUGUUUUGUUUCUUUAAUUAUUUGUUUUAAUCCCUUGUAGGCAGUUAAAAUGACUGAAAAUGUUAUUUGUCAAAUUUAAAUACUGUGUUAUUGCUACACUCUUGUAGAUAGUAAAUUGAAUUUAAUGUUUAUUAUUGUUUUUAAUACUUAUGUCUUAUAUAUGUGAUAACAAAAAAAAAAAAAAUGAGCUCAUUACAUGAAAUAAACAUUUCAUUUAAAAUUCAUUUUUUUUUUAAUUUGUCUAUUUUGGUACUAUAAAAUUUUUUGUUUAGAAUUAUAAGACAAAAAAAAAAACAAAAACAAAAAUAGUUUACCUACCAAUUUAUGUAUUUAUAAAUUUUAAUGAUGUCUUUAAUUUGUUCACUAUUGAUCUACAUACUUUCGUAUUUGUUAUUAGGGUAUUAUAUAUAUAAAGACACGGCUAAGAAUGAUUGCACAUUUUUUUAAUCGGUCAGACCAUUUUAUGAUAUAUUUUAUUAACGUGUAAAAUGUAUUAAGAAUAUAUGUGUAUACGUGUUUUGGUGCGAAUACCUACUUAAAAAUUAAACAAAUAUUAUGAACUUACGAGUUAUAUAAGUUCACAUAGUUGAUUAAGAGAUUAAUUUUAAAAUUGUAUUCUAUUAUACUAUUUAGUUGGUGGUUUUAUUUAUUUUGUGUAAUUAACACACCAAUGUUUCUUGUCUAAUUUGGUCUAACACAAUACACAUAUUAAAUUUCACAAUAUUAGUAAAAAUAAAACCUGUGGUUGCUGUAUUUGAUAUACAGACUUCAAAAGAGAAAACUUUAAUCAACCCUAAUUGUUUUAUAUAACUGUUGGAUAAAUAUAAUUUGUUCGAAAUUGUGAAAUACUUUUUUAAAACUAUAGGAACAUUAUUCAAAAGAUAAAAUGUCUGUCCAAGAAACACUAUGAUAUAACAAUAUUAUUAUCUUUAAUAGUAAAUUAUGUAUUGGUAGAAUCUAUACAUAAAAUAUAUACCUCCACAGGACCCGUGAUAUACAACAAUGGAUAUUCAAAUACAUAUAUAUAUAUAUACAUAUAAACAUAUAAAUAUUUUUUAUGUUUGAUUAUACAUUAUUUGUAUGAUUGUUGUUAUUAUAACUGUGUACGGAUCAACAAUAUAACAUUAUUUAUAAGUAGAAAAUUAUCCUACUUUUUUGUACGUAAGAUAAACGCCAACGCUUAAAAAAAAAAUAACUGUUAAUACCAUGUAAACACGACUUCUGAAAUCUAAUGUGUGAAUGUAUUGUAUAAUAUAGUAAAAUGUAUCUUUUGUAAUAAUA